AUGAUUACGUCACUUCCCCACGAUAUCAUCGUCGAUAUUUUGGCGCAUGUGUCGAGAUGGGACUAUCCAACUCUCUCCCUUGUCUCUAAAUACUUCCGGUCACUCGUUUCCUCGUCUGAGCUAUACGCUAGACGAUCCUUGUUGGGCUACACCGAAGCUUGUAUAUAUUCUGUUCUCUUUAAUAACGACACUGGUAAUCAGUUGUAUGUUCUUCGUAGUCGUCGUCUAAAAGGAAACAACACCAGUUCUUCUUUUGUCCGUAUCGCGUCGCUUCCUCGUAUUCCUUUCCAAGCAAGUUAUGUCUCGGUUGGUCGGGAGAUAUAUGUGUUGAGUGGAUUUUCGAGAUCAAAUUCCUACAGCAUCGACUGUAGAUCUCACACUGUGCAGCCCUUCUCCGAAAAUCCUCAUGGACCCAAGGCUAGAAGGUUUGUUGACGUCAUCGACAAAAAGAUUUUCGUAAUGGGACUGUGCGAUGAGCAUGACGAAACAAAUUUAAUGAAGGUAAUGCUGGUGUUCAAUACAGAAACACAAACGUGGGAGCCUGAGAUGACAACAAAGCCAAGUUUAGAGUUAAGUCGGUUCUGGUGUGAAUGCGCGGUGAUUGCGGAUAAGAUGUACGUGAGGGAUUGUUCUUCUAAGGAGAGCUUUGUUUACGAGCCAAAGGAAGACAGAUGGGAAUUGGACGAGGUGUUGAAUUCUUAUAACUGGUACCGUGGGUGCGUUCUUGAUGACGUAUUGUACUACUAUGAUCCUUUUGAGAACAAGUUAAGAGCGUAUGAUUCAAAGCAGAAGUGUUGGAAAGUGGUGAAAGGUUUGGAAGAAUUUUUGCCUCAUGUAGCUUUUCCAUG
Camelina sativa (false flax) is the source of this 848-nucleotide messenger RNA. The record is from RefSeq and is a predicted model, not a curated record. NCBI's taxonomy places the organism in Eukaryota, Viridiplantae, Streptophyta, Magnoliopsida, Brassicales, Brassicaceae.